This is a messenger RNA of Chelonoidis abingdonii (Abingdon island giant tortoise), 3176 nucleotides long. NCBI's taxonomy places the organism in Eukaryota, Metazoa, Chordata, Testudines, Testudinidae. The record is from RefSeq and is a predicted model, not a curated record.
AGAGAUGGGUGACAGGAAAAGCAUUCAGAGUGUCAAGGAUGCCUAGGACAAGGAAUCAGAUCUUCUACGUCAAGGUAUAAUCUCUGCUACAGUGAGCAGGAAGGACCCUUUCCCCUGUGAAGCCUUGACCAAUUUGCCAGGUGCAUCGUAGAAGGGAGUGAGGCAGUUGUGCGUUCUUGAAUAUAUUGGCUAUCGGCUACUGGAUUUAACAGUCUAAGCCAGUGUGGCAAAUGCUACUUUCCUCUAACAAAUGAUGAUUUGAGUUUGACUUUCACGUUUUCAACUUGCCUUUAAUUAGAAUCCCACCACUAACACCUGGGCAGUAGUUUGUGAUAUGCCCAGGAAAGUACCAUUCCAUGCAGGGGGGAAGACAGACUCAGGCAAGAGUCUUCUGAUGAAAAUAUCCAGCAUUGUGUACAUUUGUGUAAAUGGGUGAAGGGUGCAGGAUCCUUUAUGGAAACAGCCACCUGGGACCUUCUGCUAACUCCUCCUUUUUAAUACCACAGAGUUUUCUUCUUGCUUUUUCAAAUGAAGGGCAGGGUUUGUCGUCCACCCCUCCAACGUGGGCAGUUUACCUUGGGCCAGACAGUGGCGCUUCAAAGCAGUUGGACACACAUUCAGUUUCACAGGUUGAGAUUUGCAAACCUGCUUUUUAACCUGCGGAUCCAAAGUCUGGGAGAGAACUUGUCACCAACAUGAAAACAAUUAUUGCAGCCUAUUCCCAAAAUCGUAGUGGGAGCCGUGCCAGCAUUCAGGCCGCCCUGCAUACUCUGCUGACCGUGCCCUGGCCCUCGCAGCGGGAGUUCCGAGCAUGCAUCCAGCUCCUCUCAGUUUUGCAGUGGAUCCUCAGCUUCUUGCUGAUGGGAAUCGUCUUCCUGUUUCUCCUCGUCUAUUUGGUUUUCACCAGUUUCUGGCCAGUUUCUGCUCUAUACUUUGCCUGGGUAAUCUUUGACUGGGACGCACCGGAGCAAGGUGGGAGGAGGUCGACAUGGGUGCGAAACUGGCCUGUCUGGAAGCAUUUCCGAGAUUAUUUCCCUAUUCAGUUAGUGAAGACUCACAGCCUCCUCCCCAGUCACAAUUAUAUCAUUGGCGCACACCCCCAUGGGAUCCUCUGCGUUGGGGCCUUCUGCAACUUCAUCACCGAGUCCACUGGCUUCUCUGAGAAGUUCCCUGGCAUCAGACCCUUCCUGGCCACGCUGGCUGGCAACUUCCGGCUGCCUGUCUUCCGGGAGUACCUGAUGAGUGGGGGCCUGUGCCCUGUGACGCGCCGGGCCAUAGGGUACCUGCUCUCUCAGAAUGGCAGUGGGAAUGCUGUGGCCAUCGUGAUUGGAGGCGCGGCUGAGUCGCUGUCUUGCCAGCCAGGAGUCACCACAUUAAUCCUCAAAAACCGCAAAGGCUUUGUUCGGAUGGCACUGCAGCACGGGGCACACCUGGUUCCUGCCUUCUCCUUUGGUGAGAACGACCUCUUCCGGCAGGUGGUUUUUGAAAAGGGCAGCUGGAUGAGGGGCAUUCAGCAGAGGUUCCAGAAGCUGGUGGGCUUUGCUCCCUGCGUCUUCUAUGGACGGGGUUUAACCUCUAUCCAUUCCCGAGGCUUCUUGCCCUACCCGAAGCCUAUCACCACUGUCAUAGGAGAACCUGUGACGGUGCCCAGGAUCCAGGAGCCUAGCCACGAGACGGUGGAUCUGUACCAUGCUAUGUACAUCCGUUCCCUGCUCAAACUCUUCAAUGACCACAAAGCCAAGUAUGGCCUGUCGGAGACGGACGAGCUGAGGAUCUUGUGACUGAGGCCAGAGAAAAGCCAGGGGACUUUGGGCAGCCAAGCCCUAAUUCUCGAGGGCUGCCUGCUCUUGGAGGUUGGAAUGGCAACUUACUUGGCAGGAUGGGGGCUCUCAGGGACAUACUGUUCACCCCAGCUACUGUUUGCUUUCUACCCCAUACCUUACUCACUUGUCGCCUUGGUGCUGCCCCAGCCUCUGCUUCUGUUUGUUCCCUCCAGAAGAUGAAUGAAGGAAGGAGAGAGCUCCCUGCUUGCCAUUUCCCUGCGUUUCCUGUGUGCUUUCUGCUCGCUCCCAUGGGCAAUGCAGUGAGUUGGCUUCCUCAACUCCCAAAGCUCCUUCAGGGAAGGGAGGAGCACAGGAAGGACAGGUGUUGGGGCUUGGAGGGGAUGGGGAGUGUGCAUGUGAGCAGAGGGACAUGGGGGAACAAGUGUGGCGACAUGUCUCCUCUGCCCAGAUCCCACUCUCCUGGAGGGAGAUGAAUAGUAGCUUUAUGCUGCUGCUAAUGGAACAGAGAAAUGCAACCCUGCAGGCUAAACUCUGCCCAGGGCUCCAGCUCUGGCUAAGAAGGAGGGAGGGUGAGAUGGAUAGAAUGGGAGAAAGAGGGGAGGGAGGAGAAAAAUGGAGGGAAAAUCCUUGACUGUAGCGAAUGUGAAAAACAGGGUUACCAGAGGGGCCUGCAAUGCCAUGCAGGGUGUGUUGUGAGGGGCAGGGCCCUGAGACUGUGGGUCUCUGAGGAGCUGUCUGCUGACUCAACUCUUUGUCUAAGGAAAGCUGGGCAGCUAUAACUUUUGUGGCCUUGUCUGUCCCUGGUGCCCAUGUAGAAUGGAGCCUCCUGGGAGGGUUUGUCCUUCCAUCUCUGUUUUGCUGGCUAAAUGUGUAACUCAGAAACAGGCAUGUCAGGCUGUUUACCCCCAAGGGGACAUGUCAUCCCUGCACCGGGUUGGGGAGUUCUCCCUGUGGUGGUUAGCACAGGCAGCUUUUCCUCAGCCUUAGAAUCAAGACAGGGCCAUGGCUUCCCUUCCCACAAUGAGGAGGGAUGGACAGUCAGGGAGUUCAUGGGAAGCUUGGUGAAACUCUGGCCAGGACAUAGCCAGGAUGCACAAGAUUUUCCCUUUGCAUCUCCCCUUCCCAACACAUCUUGUUCCCUGCUUGAACUGUGGCCAGGGCACAUGGGGGAGGGGGUUCAUAGACCCACCUGAGCAGCUGGGGCUUGGUUGUAUUUUGUGACAACCUGCCCUCCCUGUCCCCCCUAGCCACCACCCUGUAGCCCCCACUCCUGCCCCACGCUGGGGAUGGGGAAGCCCUAUCCCCUACGCCCAGUGAGGCGCAGCAGGCUGCAGCAGGGGAGGAAGGAAGCCAUAUGUGAAGGCAAUGCCCUCUCUGCCAGCACCCAUUAAC